Molecule: messenger RNA, 1698 nt
Organism: Zymoseptoria tritici IPO323
Lineage: Eukaryota; Fungi; Ascomycota; Dothideomycetes; Mycosphaerellales; Mycosphaerellaceae
Exons: 1
Coding region: 1-1698 (565 amino acids)
Cellular component (GO): cytoplasm
Molecular function (GO): nucleic acid binding; zinc ion binding
Source: RefSeq, a predicted model, not a curated record
AUGGGCGCCAGUCAAUCGAGCGAUAGCAAUACCGGCAACUCCACCACAACCCAGAAAACAUCCUACUACGAACUCCUGGGCAUCACUCGACAAGCAACAGAAGACGAGAUCAAAAAAGCCUAUCGCCGAAAAGCCCUUCUCUUACAUCCGGAUCGGAACCACGGCAACGAAGAAGCAGCCACAAAGACCUUUGCAGAAGUUCAAGCCGCCUACGAAGUCCUCUCCGAUCCACAGGAACGAGCCUGGUACGAUAGCCAUGAAACAGCCAUUCUCCGUGGAGAUGACGAUAUCGGUGGAGAUGGAAGUGCAGGUGCUGCGCCUUCGUUUGGGAAUGUUAGAGCAACGACAGCGGAUGAUCUGGCGAGGUUGGUAAGGAAAUUUAACAGUAAUGUUGAGUUUUCGGAUGCGCCGUCGGGAUUCUUUGGAUUUAUUCGUGAGACGUUUGAUCAAUUAGCGAAGGAAGAGGAAGUUGCAGCAGAUUGGGAGGGAGGCGAGUUUCGCGAGUAUCCGACUUUUGGGCACAGGGACGAUGACUACGGAGAUGUGGUCAAGGCAUUCUAUGCGGCGUGGGCAGGAUUUGCCACGGUGAAAAGCUUUUCGUGGGUGGACAAGUACAGAUUAUCCGAGGCGCCGGAUCGCUUCAUUCGAAGGCGCAUGGAGGAGGAAAACGGAAAGUUGAGGAAAGCGGCGAAGCAGGAGUUUAAUGAUGCGGUCAGGUCUUUGGUGGCAUUUGUUCGGAAGCGGGAUCCGAGAUAUGUACCGAACACGCAGACUGAGGAGGAACGGCAAAGGGUGUUGAGGGAUGCGGCACAGGCGCAGGCGGCAAGGGCGAGAGCGGCGAAUGCGGCGAAGAUGGAGGAUGAGGUGCCGGAGUGGACGAAAGUCAGAGAGCCGGAGGAGUUGGAGGAGAGUGAGGAAGAGGAGGUCGAGGAGCAUGUUCUGGAGUGUGUGGCAUGUAAUAAGAUCUUCAAGAGUGAGAGGCAGUGGGAGGCGCAUGAGAAGAGUAAGAAGCAUCAGAAGGCGGUGAGAGCUUUGCAACAUAAGAUGCGGAAGGAGAAUGCGCAUCUGGACUUGGAUGGCAGUGAUGGCGAGAGCGGAGGUAUCAAUACACCCGAAGUCGAUGUGGACGGGGAGGAGAUGCUUGAAGAUGUGGCGGACGAUUUGGAUGAUCAUGAAGUUCGAGCCAAUGGUGGCUCACAUGGGACCGACGAUACGCUUGACGAUGCUGAACCGGAUGCUUAUGCGAACAACGCCUCGCUCAAAGACGCCGGAGACGUCGAAACACCAGCGACGAAUGAGGCUCCCACAGACCAAUCGAAAAAAGCAGAAACAAAGGCACCAACACCACUCUCACCAUCCGACUCCGAAAACGACGACUACGCCUCCCUCGAAACAGUACAAGCCCGCCUCGUGUCCGCUUCUCUCGAUACACCGACGACGGGAGCCUCGGAAAAUGGCGACGAUUCCACUGGCCCGUCAAAAAAGAUGGGUAAAGCCGCGCAGAAGCGAGCGAAGAAAGCUGCUGCCGCGGCUUCUGGAGCACCAGUAGAUAAAGGACUCAAUUGUGAAGUCUGUAGAGAGUACUUUCCCAGUCGAACGCAGCUAUUCAAGCACGUGGAAGCGGAAGGUCAUGCAGCAUUGAAGAGCGUUGUUGGCGGCGGCGGAGGUGCGAAGGGCAAGAAGAAGGGCAAGAAGUGA